Sinocyclocheilus grahami is the source of this 2469-nucleotide messenger RNA. Its product is annotated as rho GTPase-activating protein 1-like. Gene Ontology annotation, biological process: negative regulation of endocytic recycling; small GTPase-mediated signal transduction. The transcript is spliced from 12 exons. Gene Ontology annotation, molecular function: GTPase activator activity. The record is from RefSeq and is a predicted model, not a curated record. NCBI's taxonomy places the organism in Eukaryota, Metazoa, Chordata, Actinopteri, Cypriniformes, Cyprinidae. Bases 343 to 1647 code for a protein of 434 amino acids. Gene Ontology annotation, cellular component: cytoplasm.
UAAAUUUCAUUUUAAAAUGGCAUUUUUAAAAAUGCACUAGUGUACACGCAGCCUUACAUCUAUUAAACAGUUCUGAUGGGGGGCAGAUUGAUAGUUAGCAAGAUUGAGUUACGAAAACAAACUCAAACGACUUGUUCAGCAUUUGAUAGUGUGGUCAGUCACUGAACAUGGAAGUGUGCCCAUGUGCAAAUGCUGCAUUUACCCAGGCUUAUGCAGGACAGACAGGAACCUAGUGUGAAGGCAGCUGAGCUUUCACAGAUCUCGGUAUAACAUUGUGUGGUAUUGUAACGUGCUGUUCUGUGUCUAACCUUUGUGUGAAUUGUGUUGUCUAAGAGGACCAUCAUGUCCUCUGACCUGCUGGUGGACCUUCACGAUGAUCUGGGAGGAGAUGACUCUCCUAGCGCUGCCCUGGACCAGCUCAAACUGGUACAGGACAAACAGUGGCCACCAGAUGACCCUUUUAGCCUGAGCAAAUCCGCGUCAGAUAUUAAAAGCCUUGGCGGCACAUCACAUCUGCCCUGGGAUGACCCCUUCUAUGACAUUGCCAGACAUCAGAUUGUGGAGGUUGCAGGUGAUGAUAACUUUGGUCGGAAGGUCAUUGUUUUUAAUGCUUGCCGCAUGCCUCCCCAACAUCAGCUGGAUCAUCAUAAACUUCUCAUGUAUUUGAAGCAGACUCUUGAUAAGUAUGUGGAGAGUGAUUAUACCCUCAUCUACUUCCAUCAUGGUCUGACCAGCGAGAACAAGCCCUCUCUAAGCUGGCUUCGAGAUGCCUAUCGAGAGUUUGACAGGAAGUAUAAGAAAAAUAUCAAGGCGCUGUACAUAGUCCAUCCCACCAUGCUUAUCAGAACCAUCCUUAUUCUCUUCAAACCCCUUAUCAGCUUUAAGUUCGGGCGCAAGUUAAACUACAUAAAUUAUUUGAGUGAGCUGGAGGAGAUUGUGAAGUGUGAUCAGCUGGUGAUUCCCAACAGAGUCCGAGAGUAUGAUGAUAAGAUCUGUCUGUCCCUGAAGCCGUCUGUCGUCCCUGGACCAAUUUCUCCCCCUCAUAGUCCUCCGCUUCCGUUCCAGCAGUUUGGCGUUCCACUGUCAGUAUUGAGACACAGGGCGGCAGACUCAGAGGGAAUUCCACUAGUCAUGCGUGAUACUAUUGGAUUCCUGCAAGAGAAUGGUCUUAAGACAGAGGGAAUAUUCCGGCGUUCUGCUAAUGUUUCUUUGGUUAAGGAUGUUAAGCUGAAAUAUAACUCAGGAGAGGAAGUGAGUUUCUCUCAGCUGGACGAUGUCCACUUGGCAGCUGUGAUCUUAAAGAUGUUCCUCAGAGAACUUCCAGAGCCGCUGCUUACCUAUCAGCUCUACAACGACAUUGUCAACUUCCACAAUGUUGACACAGAGUCUCAGGCAGAAAGGAUUCGGAACAUGCUGAUGUCACUUCCUGAGGAGAACUAUGCAUCACUGCGCUUCCUUAUACAGUUUCUUGCUCAGGUGUCUGCUGAGAGUGAAGUCAAUAAGAUGACCAAUGCCAACCUGGCUGUGGUGUUUGGGCCCAACUUACUGUGGGGGCAGGAUGCUUCCAUGACACUCAGCGCGAUCGGACCAAUCAACAACUUCACCCGCAUCCUGCUUGACCUACAUCAGAAGGUCUUUAUCCAGUGAGGAGCAGGAGAACUUUUCACAAUGACUCCUCUCUGGUUAUUGUCCCUCCUAGUUCCAUAGCUUUGCUCCUCUGUGGCUGUGCCCCGUCCUUAAUUUCUCCCUCAGUAUUGCCAAAUGCAUGAGUAUUUUAACUGGGUGAAGCUACGAAAAAAGGAUACUGGAGGGCGCAGAGUGGUCAAGCUGUCACAAACGUUUAGGCUGUGAUUAAAUUCUGACAAUCGUCUCCUUUCUUUCCUGCAGAAAUCAUGUAGCUGCUGUCAGACAUAAUGGUACUGCACAGGCACUAGAGUUUUAUAUGGUCUGUUAGCAGAGGCCUGAAUCAAUAAACCAACAAAGUGUACAGGUAGCUGCUUUCAUUUUUAUUUUUUGGUUGCUCAUCAGCUAUACUUCGGAAAUUUUUUGUUGGACUUUACAGAAUUCAUUUCAGUUCAUUUUUCCAAGUAAAAUUUUACUAAAUGCACACGUCCUCAUUUUUGUAAGCCAUAGUUGGCACAAGCUAUGGACAAGUAUAAAGCACUACUACUCAAACUUGAAACACUUAUUUUAAACAUGCUUAUUUCAUUUUACAUAAAAUAUAUGAUAUUAUGUAUUGUCUCAAAGAGCUUUCAUUCAGUCUUCGUUUAUAUUAUCAUAUGAUUAUAUUUUUAUUAAUUCUAUAAUCUGUUUCAUCUUUUUUUGGUGUCUCAGUAGCUCCAGAAACAGGGCAGAUGCUUUAUGGCCAGCACAAAUUUCCUGAUGCUGAAACAGAAAAGUAAUUUUUCUGAUCAAAACCUGUGUGUGUAUACAUUUAUACAUGUGUGUGUGUGUAUGUGUAUAUAUAUA